Messenger RNA from Xenopus laevis (African clawed frog), 2809 nucleotides. RefSeq names its product RPA1 related single stranded DNA binding protein, X-linked L homeolog (gene radx.L). Lineage: Eukaryota; Metazoa; Chordata; Amphibia; Anura; Pipidae. The transcript is spliced from 14 exons. The record is from RefSeq and is a predicted model, not a curated record. Gene Ontology annotation, molecular function: single-stranded DNA binding. Bases 196 to 2700 code for a protein of 834 amino acids.
GACCCCCCCCCCCCGCCGUGUGAGAUGGGGCUUUCCGUAAAGGCUGGCCGGAAGCCAGGUGCCUCCCACGGUUAGAUCAUGGCUGCCCCAAGCUGUUACGCGAUUUGUGCCUAAUGAGAAGCCCCGCCGCUCCGGACAUGCAAAGACUGAGCAGCCCCGGGUCACUCCGGUGUAUCACUGGCAAUCAGGCGGGACAUGCACGCCCUGCUGUCUGCCGAGUUUGAUGAAGGGGGCCCCGUCCCGAGCAGGCUGGGGCCUCUGAGCGAGAGUGAUACAGACACGGGCCUGUCUUGGACACAGCGAACCCGGCAGCAAGUUCGGGACUGCCCUAGUCUCACGUUGGUACUACAGGAGCCGGUACCGGUGUUGGUGCUGGCUGUGCUGCGCUAUUUAGGGCCACCCGGAAGACGGCACACGUUCUGCUAUGAUGUGUAUCUGUGGGACGGGGCCCAGGGGGAUGUCUGGCAUCUGCACUCAGACCUCAACUAUCUGGUCCAGCGCAAUAUUCUGCGCAGCGGGGCCCGGGUCACAAUCAGCCGCUGCUCCUACAUGUACAGUGAGAAGAGCCUGGACAGAGGCCUAGUGUGUGUGGAGGAGCUGCUGGUUAGCGGGGAACUGACUGCGCUGCCUAAUGCACAGCAUCUUCCUGCAGCCGGACAGCUACCACUGCUUGGUGGGAGGAAACAUUAUCUGCCCCUCUGGAAUAACGAAGACCCCUAUGGAGACACAUGGAACGGUCCUAAAUUGGCAGAAGAUCAAGUCAGUAUUGAUGUGAGCAAAGUCAGCUCGUUACAGCGUCUGGAAGUGCAAUGGAGGACAAGAAGGUCAUUGCCCCCAUUGCUGGUACGAAUUAUGUACAAAUCCAGACUUCGUUAUUUUGGGAAGCCGGAUAAGAAAAUUGACAUUCCAUAUCAAGCCUAUUUCGAGGUUGCUGAUUACUCAGGAAUGAUGUCAAUGGUUUUGUGGAAUGAACUGUGUCCAGAAUGGUAUAAUACUCUGCAGGUUGGCAGUGUAAUUUUGCUUCAGCAAUACUCUGUCAAACCGAGUUACCAGAACAGGACACUUCCAACUCCAGGGGACUCGCAGGUGAAGAGGCUGCCUUCUGUAGAAAUAAGCCUAAAUGCCCGAGAUCCUCCUUCCACUAUUACUGUUAUCAAGGAGAAGCUUGUUAAGCCUGAGUGGAGACUACCGGAUGUGAAAUAUCAGUUUGUCACAAGAUUGGAACUUAAUGAUCUUCCGCAUAACAAAGUCUGUGAUGUGAUCGGUCUUGUCACAUAUGUUGGAAGAUGUGAACGGAAAAGACAGAAAGAUGACAGAGAAGAUUUUUGGGUACAUCGCUGGGUUCAAAUGAUUGACUCAAGUAUGGACCAGCCAUUCCUUAUUGAAAUGUUUGCCACUUCACAACCUGACAUAUUUGAACAUAUACACCCAAUGUCUUAUUUGGUGUGUACGCAAAUGAGAGUGGUUCGAGAAAGUCCAGAUGAUGGCUCUUUGACUCCAUAUCUCACAACAUCUAAUGAAAGCCAGGUAUUCAUCUCUGGGUAUCACAAAGGCCAGCCGUACACCAGGGAUCUCAAAGUGAAACAUUUUAUAAACUGGAUGAAAUCACAGAGUGAAGCUGAUUUUGGGAAGAAAACCGUAAUGGGUGGUUAUCAACCAUAUCCAAUAACUCCAAAAACCUUCCCAAAGUAUUGCAAAGAUAAUACAGCUGGGGAAAUUCUAAAGUUAUUCAGUGAAUUAAAGGAAACCAUUUCACAGCUUCACUACAGAGAGCGCAAACGUGUUGCAAUUCAGGGCACUAUUGCUGCUAUAAAGUAUGUACACUGCAAUGGUUGUGCUGAAGAUACCUCUAAACAUGCCUGUCAGCAUGCAGUGCUGCUUCCUGGAACUUUGCUGGAAAGUUCUGCAUCCAUUUCAAGUGAAGGAGCUUUAGAGAUGCAGCAAAAGACCCAGCUAGUACAGGAAGAAUUCCCUGAUGCCCAGCUGCAACUAAGAGAAGAGAAACAAUCAUCAAAUGACGAAAUUAAUCAUCUGAGCCCAGUAAAAAGAAGGAAAACACAUCAACUUGAAAUCAACCAUUCUUUUCAGGACAUAAUACAAGAUCAAGAAAAGACAGCUCAGGAACCUCAGUCCACCAAAGGUACCGAAUACCACAGAUUCUCCUGGGAAAGCAGUCUAUGGACAGAAGUGAAGCAUUCCAUAGAAGAACACUUACAUUAUUCCAAUGUAUACUCAGAAAGUCGUCCCCGCAAAUUUGAUUACACUCAAAAGGAAAUCCUUAUGGAGCAAUAUAAUCUUCAUCCGGCCAAAAUCUCAAAAUUGAAUCACCCACAAAAGCAAAUUGAGGAGUUUAAACCUGCCAGUGAUCUUGGUCACUUUGAAUUGACUAUACUUGGUGUAAAUCGAAAGGCGGCAAUAGAUGUUGUGUCUUUGCCAGUUUUGUGCUCCGAUGACUCGUAUGGAUUGGGCAUGAAAUUUCUUGCCCAUAAUUGCCAGAAAGCUUGUGCUUCUGAUAAUUUAUGUGAGAACAUAGAACAUGGGAUUUCACUUCAUGGUGAUGUUUUGCAAUUUGUGAAUGCCAAGGACAGAGUGCGUGUCAUUUGCAUCUUGGAUAUCUGUCACCUGGGAGAGAACAAAACUGAAGUUUACCUCAACAGAGUUUAUCACCUCACUAGUACUGAAACGGAACCAGCUUCAUGAUACUGGUUUAUUUAAAGCACAUUGUCAGAACAUCCUGAUGAUUAAUUUAUAAGAUGCAAUUUAUUGUGUUUUUCAUUUUUACAUGUAAAUAAAAUACUUUUUUAAAAUA